CAUACCAUAUGAACCUAAUGAAUUAUUUAGCCUCCUCCACCUCCCUGCACAAACACCAACCUUUUAUAUAGCGUCACCUCUUCUCAACAGCACCCUUGCCAAUUGCUACCCAGCCUCUUCUCUUCCUUCGUGUUCACCUUCCCUGCCCUGCUCAGGAAGCAACAUAUGGAUGAUCAAUCUACCAUAAAGUAAUCUUCUGAAACUCUCUGCAUGAUCUCAGGGGAUUUGAUCAGGGAAGAAGACAAGGCAGGCAAGGCAAGCACACGGCCAUGAUGGUGUUCAAAGCAGCCAUUCUUACCACCGCCGUGCUGGCCGUCCUCCUUUGCUCCCCGGCAUUGGCUCAGAAGAGCCCAUCCGUGUCGCUUCCCCCCAGCACCUCGCCGGCGCCGGCGCCAGCGCCACACUACGUGGACCUGGCGGCGCUCCUAAAGGUGGCCGGCCCGUUCCACACCUUCCUCAGCUACCUGCAGAAGACGAACGUGAUCGAGACCUUCCAGAGCCAAGCCAAUAACACCGACGAGGGCAUCACCAUCUUCGUCCCCAAGGACUCUGCGUUCUCUGCGCUCAAGAAGUCCACCUUCUCCAACCUCACCGGCGAUCAGCUCAAGCAGCUGCUCCUCUACCACGCCUUCCCAUACUACUACCCGCUGUCCACGUUCAGGAACCUCAGCGCGCUCAACCCGGUGAACACGUUCGCCGGAUCGCCCUACACGCUCAACCUCACUGAUGACAUGGGCAGCAUCUCCGUCCAGUCCAUGUGGUCCAAGCCCAAGAUCUCCAGCAGCGUCUACGCUACCGAACCCGUCGCCCUCUACUCCAUCGACAAGGUUCUCCUGCCCAUGCAGCUCUUCAGCAAGGACCCGCCGCUGGCGCCGGCACCGGCGCCCGCACCACAGUCCGGGGCGUCCGAUCUGGCACCCAGCCCCGGCGGUGGUAAAGCGGGAGGAAACGCCAAGGCCGACUCGACGAGCGAAGCGUACCGCGUCGGUGUCAGUGGGCUGCUUGCUACCGUGGCAGGUUGCUUGAUGCUCAUGUGGUGAUGAGAGAAAAGAUCGAGGGUUGGCAUUUGUAAGCGCUUGAAAAUUUGAUUUUGAGUUGGUUCAUGGAGUCAUUCUUUUGGACAUAGUAGGCAUGGUAUUAGAAAUGAAUUGGAUUAUAUACGUCAUAUUACUCUCAUAAUCAUGACCAUUACUCAUAAAUCGAUGGAUGGAUGAAUUCUGAAAAA
Molecule: messenger RNA, 1225 nt
Organism: Lolium rigidum
Lineage: Eukaryota; Viridiplantae; Streptophyta; Magnoliopsida; Poales; Poaceae
Product: fasciclin-like arabinogalactan protein 7
Exons: 2
Coding region: 270-1040 (256 amino acids)
Source: RefSeq, a predicted model, not a curated record